Messenger RNA from Iphiclides podalirius (scarce swallowtail), 513 nucleotides. NCBI's taxonomy places the organism in Eukaryota, Metazoa, Arthropoda, Insecta, Lepidoptera, Papilionidae. The record is from the annotation of a GenBank genome assembly.
AUGAAGCAAAAGGACAUCAGGCCGGCGCCCUCGCUAAUCGAGUACAAGAGCAUGCGCUUCCUCAUCACCGACCGCCCAUCGGACGUCACCAUCCAGUCCUAUCUACAGGAGCUUCGCAAGCACAACGUGUGCACGGUGGUGCGCGUCUGCGAGCCGAGCUACGACACGGCGCCGCUGCGCGCGGAGGGCAUCGAGGUGCGCGACCUCGCCUACGACGACGGCACCUUCCCACCGGCGAACGUCGUCGACGACUGGUUCGAGAUACUGCGCGAGAAGGCGCAGAACAAGCCGGAGGCGGCGGUGGCGGUGCACUGCGUUGCUGGGCUGGGACGGGCGCCCGUCAUGGUCGCCAUUGCUCUCAUCGAGCUCGGCAUGAAGUACGAGGAGGCAGUCGAGACGAUACGCGAUCAAAGACGCGGCGCCAUCAACGCGAAGCAGCUCUCCUACUUGGAGAAGUACCGGCCAAAGUCGCGCCUGAAGAAGAACGGCCACAAGAACUCGUGCUGCGUGCAA